ACCUGGAAGGUGGAACUUGUGGGAUAAAAUUGCUUUUUUGAUUUCUUAUAGCCUCUAAAAGGUUUUCUUUACUUAAAAUACAAGUGAGUCCUAUAAGCACAUGCUGAGAGUUACAAAGAUGGGUAAUAUUUAAAGUGUAUCAAUGGUGUACCAAUUGACUACUGACUAGUACUUUGAAGCCCAUUUGGCUGAGAUGGAAAGCAAUAAGAAUAAGGGUAACCUUGUGCUGGAAUCAAAUAUCUCCUUUAGUGAAAAAGAUGCUGGGAUUCUGGGAGGAAAGGAGAAAGGAGGAAACAAUAAGAAACUGCAGGAAACAUCCUCGGACUCCACUCCAUAUUCUUCUCCAACUCCCCAUUGGCCUGCAUCCUCAUUCCAGACCCCAGAAAAGACCUUUUGGCUUGGAUCUCCAUUGACAAAUGAUGUUUUUGAGAGCAUUCCCCUAAGGAUCUCUAGUCAAGCUACACCUCCUCUCAGAAGUUGCAGAGAUAGUCCUGACCAGAAGGCAAAUGGCUCCUUGGGGCUGAGUCCUUUGUCACAAUCUUUCAUUGGCAUCUCUAGAACCCCAGUAGUAUCCUGGAAAAACUUUCAACUUUGUGACUCUCCAUGUACCCCCACGAGCCUGCUGACAAGUAAUAUGUGUUCCUCUGGAAAGCCAUCUACAAGAAAUUCUAAGCACACCCGAUGUACAUCUUCCAUGAGCACAUAUCAGAUGUCUUCACCAGUUCAGGUUAAUGUGAACCCAUUCACCCCAGAAUCCUACAGGAGGAUGGUCUCCCAAUCCAGUGGCAAGAGGAAAAUAAGGGAAGAGCCUCAGGUAUCUGACUUCUCUGAAGACAAUGAAGAGCAAGGGCUUCCUGCCAAGAGAUAUGUCACAAGAGAAAGCAACAUGGCUUCCCGAUAUGAAAAGGAAUUCCUGGAGUUAGAAAAAAUUGGGGUAGGAGCAUUUGGUUCUGUCUACAAGUGCAUCAAGAGGCUGGAUGGAUAUAUUUAUGCUAUUAAACGCUCAACAAGACGUUUGGGAGGAUCCACAAAUGAACUCUCAGCUUUGCGAGAAGUUUACGCACAUGCAGUGCUGGGACAGCAUCCCCACGUUGUCCGUUACUAUUCUGCAUGGGCAGAGGAUGACCAUAUGAUCAUUCAGAAUGAGUACUGUAAUGGUGGGAGCUUGCAGGCUGCUGUGUCUGAAAAUGAGAAACUUGGCCGUUUCUUCCAAGAGCCAGAACUCAAGAAUAUGCUCCUGCAAAUCUCCAUGGGGCUAAAAUAUAUCCACCACUCAGGCCUGGUGCAUCUGGACAUCAAGCCCAGUAACAUUUUCAUCUGUAAAAAACAAGAAGAUGAUAUCCCAUAUGUCUCAGAAGAAGGAGAGAAUGAAGAUGACUGGUUCCUUUCUGCUAAAGUGAUGUAUAAAAUUGGUGAUUUGGGCCUUGUUACUUCAAUCCAGAGCCCCCAAGUAGAGGAGGGAGAUAGUCGCUUCUUGGCCAAUGAGGUUUUACAAGAGGACUAUCGAUUCCUGCCCAAAGCAGAUGUGUUUGCCCUUGGAUUGACAAUUGCUGUAGCUGCAGGGGCAAAGUCAUUACCAACCAAUGAUGAGCCUUGGCACCGUAUCCGUAGAGGCAACCUUCCAGCUCUCCCACAGAAGCUCUCUAAAGACUUUUACAAUUUGCUUAAGUAUAUGAUCCAUCCUAAGCCAGAAGAGAGGCCGACAGCAGCAGCUUUGGUUAGGAACACAGUCAUCAGACCGUUUUUGAGUAUAACUGCAAAGCUUCAGAAGGAGCUGGACAGAGAAAAAUCUAAGACGGCCAAGUUAGAGAGGGAACUGAAAGAAGUUCAUCUUGCCCAGAGCCACCAAGAAGAUACCAGUCAACGUUCUCUUGCACUUCUUGGACUCCUCGCCAAAACUGGGUCAAGUAGCUCCAGUAGAUUGGUGGGAGGGAAAGUCAAAAGAUCACACAGUUUCACUUUUGGAAAAUCUAAGUAAGUCUAGACCUGUUCAUCUUCCACAUAACCUCUGGAAGAGCUCCAUUUCGUGCUAACCAGCCCCACUUUGAAGGUAGGCCCUAGAAACAUUUGACGAUUCCUCCAAACUGAAACUUGACACCAAUUAUUGCUGCUCUAAAAUGGAAAAGUAGCCAGUAGGAAUGAUUGCAACUUCCCGAUACAUUCUGGAUUUUGUAUGCUAAGUCUAGUUUUAAUUAUAAAGGUAUAUUGGCUUUUCAACUGGAUACAGACUUGGAAAAAAAUUAAUUGGUAGGCAUUUCUUUCUGCCUACUCUUACACCAUAGAUGCCACUAUUCAAUGUAUUCGAGCGAAGGCAUAAAAAAGCUUUUGGAUUCUAAGAGAUUGAUGAAAUGGCAAGAUAUUUAAAUGACUUUCCAGGCUGAGAGAUGGUUAUCAGAUCACUUUCAAAAAGAUCCUUGGAAGAUAUUUUGCCUAGAGAGAAAUGGAAUCUUUGCCUUGUGCUUAGAUUUUUGGAAAUAAGGUUAGUAGACUUUAGUAAUGCCUGAUCCCAACAAUUCCUAAUGGGUUUGGAACUAGUGAUUCUUCUAAUAUGUUUUUUUGAGGGAGAGAACAUUUUCUGUUCUUCCUAUAGUUACAUGAAUAGUCUAGCCUUUAAUUGAAAUGGGAAGUUAUAUUUGCAAAUAGGAAUACCUGUGAGAUUGCCAACAAGCUGUGAUGAAACAUUGGAAGAGGAAUCUGAUUUUGCUGUCUUGUCACAAUUUUACUCUUUCUUUCUGGUGUUUGGCUUUAAUUUCCCUCUCCCUUUUGAAUCACUAGUUUCUUUUGAUUUUAAAACUUGAAUUUGGCUUUGUUCCUAGUGAUUUUUAAAAACAUUAAUUUUAUUCGAGUGUUUCCCCUU
Messenger RNA from Sarcophilus harrisii (Tasmanian devil), 2857 nucleotides. RefSeq names its product WEE2 oocyte meiosis inhibiting kinase (gene WEE2). Lineage: Eukaryota; Metazoa; Chordata; Mammalia; Dasyuromorphia; Dasyuridae. Gene Ontology annotation, molecular function: ATP binding; non-membrane spanning protein tyrosine kinase activity; magnesium ion binding. The transcript is spliced from 12 exons. The coding region runs from base 194 to 1978 and encodes 594 amino acids. Gene Ontology annotation, biological process: regulation of meiosis I; protein phosphorylation; mitotic cell cycle. Gene Ontology annotation, cellular component: nucleus. The record is from RefSeq and is a predicted model, not a curated record.